ACACCCGCAAAUCUAAAAACUCCAUAUGGUUAUGUCCAUUGUAAACUGAAACGUUUUUUACAGAGAACUAUAUAAUUGUUCGGCAUAAUAACAUUCACUGACGUCGUUAAACGGCUUUUUCAGUUGCUAUGCAAUGCAUGCGAUCCGUGAAUUUCACUUUCUUUAGUCUGCUUAAUUGACAUCCAUUUUUUAAAUGCUUACUGAAAUGGGAAGAAAUUAACAUUUACAAUGUCAAUGAAAUAUAUCCUAUUCCGUGAAAAAAAUCCAACCGUUGACGUUUGAACAGUUAACUUGCAACAACUGUACUGCUUUCCAAUGACGUCACUGGUUGCUGAUGCGAAAUGAAUUCGUCCAUAGGGGUGUUGGUUUAACUGUAUUAUCUAGUGCUUUAAAACAAACAACACACAUUGUAAACUGAUGGUAAGUAUGUUCUGUAAUAUGAUUGGCUAAUAAACAUUGUCGAAUGGCAUUCGAUACCCUCAAAUUAGUAAGUUAAUCACUGCUCAUGAAUACAUUGUUACUAUUUCAAACAACAAAAUGGCAGACAACCAAAGUGGAUCACCUCUUCAAAUGGAUACGCCAAAUUUAACCUAUUUGACGACGAUACAAAUUGGCAGACAGAUGAAGUUCUGAUAGAUAUGUUGAUGAAAGAUGAUGUUCUUGAUGAUACAACUGAAGCAAGUGCAACGUCCUCGACAAGCGCCAAUGGCAACAGCGGUCUGGAUGACCUUGAUCAACUUGCUCAACAAGUUGCAACAGACACCAAGAACCAGCGAUUUGUCAAGGUGGAUGAAGAACACCUAAAAAAGAUAAUUGGGGAUUCUUUGUCAAAAGCCACAGGACGGAAUACAAUAUGGGGUGUCAAGAUAUUGAAACAAUGGCUUGAAGUUCGUGGAUUUUCCACUGAUUUUGAAACUCUUGAUGCGACUACUCUGAACGAGAGGCUUCGCCUGUUUUAUGCAGAAGUCCGGAACACCCAGGGCGAACUGUACUCUAAAUCGACUUUUGUUGGUCUCCGAGCAGCAAUCCAUAGGCACAUUAGGGCACCUCCUUUUGAACGAAACCUAAACAUUCUCAAAGAUAGCGAAUUUCACACAUCUAACAAUAUUUUCCUGUCGAUGAUCCGUAAUCUAAAGAAAGAGGGACUUGAUGAAACAAAACACCACCCCGCAAUCUCGGCAAUAGAGCUUGACAAGAUUAGGAAUAGCUUCAAUUUAGAUUCUCCCCUUGAUCUUGUUAAAAAGGUGUGGUUUGACAUUACACUAGGUUUUGCACGCCGUGGGUCAGAAAAUCAGCGAGAACUUUCAUCCAAUUCAUUUAAAAUUUCAUCUGAUGAGGAUGGUUACGAGUUCAUCGAAAUGACACAUUGCGAAAUCACAAAAAAUCAUCGUGGUGAUUUAAAAGAUGCCGUUGAACCUAAAAAACGCAUUUAUUCAACAAAUUCCGUGUACUGCCCGGUUUCCUCGUUCAAAAUUUACAAAUCCAAAAUGAAUCAAAAUAAUCCAUCAUUUUACCAACAGCCAAAACAAUCCGUCUCUGAAAGCGAUUCAGUUUGGUACACGUCACGUCCAAUUGGGAAAAACAUCAUAGCUUCAUUCGUGAAAGAAAUAUGCAAAGCCGCAAACAUUGAAAAAGUGUACACAAACCAUUGUCUUCGCGCCACCGCAGUCACCUUGCUGUCGCACGCUGGUUUAGAGAACAGGGAGAUUUGUAAAAUCACGGGUCAUCGCACUGACGAAUCUUUAAAAUCAUAUUCCCUGGAAUCAAGCUCUGUCCAAAAACGUGCAUAUUCCCAAAUCUUGCAAGGUGAAAGGGGUGUUCUUACUCCAUAUGGCAACAGACCAAAUCCAAACAGAAAUGUACAUAAUUUCCAAUUUGAUCGUGCUGCAGAAAAUGUAACAUGUGGUCUUUUCAACAUGCAAAACUCGACUGUCACAAUAAAUAAUUACUUUCAGUAGGUCAAGACUGUCCCAUUACCAUUACAGUAGGGUAUUAAUUUUUGUUCGUAUAAAAUUGUUAAAAUUGGUUUCAACAAAACACCAAAAAUAGGUUCACCAAUUAAAAAUGUAUUGACACUCUGCUGAUUUGAUUAAAUAACUUUGACAUAUGUAA
Molecule: messenger RNA, 2112 nt
Organism: Gigantopelta aegis
Lineage: Eukaryota; Metazoa; Mollusca; Gastropoda; Neomphalida; Peltospiridae
Exons: 3
Coding region: 639-1958 (439 amino acids)
Biological process (GO): DNA recombination; DNA integration
Molecular function (GO): DNA binding
Source: RefSeq, a predicted model, not a curated record